UUUUAAUUAUGUAUAAUUUUCUUCCGGUUUCAUUUUGUGCUUUUGGUUCUAUAAAUUGACCCCUCAACACCAUCAACAACCUCUUCCACUUCCUUCCUCUUCCCCCUUUUGUAGAUCGUAGCCUUCCUAAUUGCUCUAAUUUUAUCUAAGGUUGUGUUUCUGUCCUUCCUCAAAAUUCUGGCCGUUAUUCUGCUCUGUUUUCCCCAGUUUUCUCUCCAUAAUCUUUUCCUCAAUCCUCCUUUUUUCCAUUGAAUCUCAUUCCUUUGAUUCAAUAACAAAAACCCACAUAGCAAAUCCCCUCAAGUCUCAAUCUUUCCAGCAAAAUCUUCAGUUCUUCCGAGAUCUGUGCCAGAAACAGAAUCUCUCUGUUUUCCUCUGAUUUUUUUUUCCCGGUUAACUUUUUCAACUUCUGCAAUUCUGAUGCUGAAUAUCGUGUUCUUAAUGUUUGAGAUUCAUGUCUCCAGUUCUUAGCGAAAUCCUCCGUUCCGGGUUUAUGAUAAAUUCCUCACUCAGGCGCAGGACCCACUUAGUUCAAUCUUUCUCCGUCGUCUUCCUCUACUGGUUCUAUGUUUUCUCAUAAAUAAGUUGAAACAUUCAACUACAGUAUUUAUCUUCUAAGUAGCUACAGUUUUUUUUUUUUUGGUUAUAUUUUCCGGGUCCUGCGUCUUUUUAGUAAAAUCUAGUUUUUUUCUUUUAUUAGAUCAAAGAAACUAGUCUGUCUCCUGGUUGUAGAUAUAUUAUAUAGAAGAUAAGAAGAAGAUAUAAUAUCUAUUAAAUAUUUUUAUCAUGGCUUCUUCUAGCGGAAACUCGUCAGGGUCAACACAGAUUCAGAACUCGGGAUCGGAGGAGGAUUUGCAGGUUCUGAUGGACCAGAGAAAAAGGAAGCGAAUGCAAUCAAACCGCGAGUCGGCGAGGAGAUCUCGGAUGAGGAAACAGCAACACCUGGACGAGCUCAUGGCCCAAGUGGCUCAGCUGAGAAAGGAGAACAACCAAAUCUCGACGAGCAUAAACAUCACCACCCAGCACCUGAUAAACGUGGAGGCUGACAACUCUGUCUUGAGAGCUCAAAUGGCUGAGCUCAGCCAGAGACUGCAAUCCCUAAACGACAUCUUGGGCUGCAUCAACGACAACAAUGGAGGAGGAGGAGGAAGAGUCCUUGAAUGUGAGACUCUUCAGAGUAGCGCUGAUAGUUUCAUGAACCCAAUGAAUUUGGUGUAUAUUAACCAGCCCAUCAUGGCAACUGCGGAUAUGUUCCUGUACUAACCAAACCCAUCACCAUGGUGAAUGAUGAAUGAUGAUCAUAAUUCAUCAUCAUGAUCACCUUAGGUUCAAAAAGCCUGAAAUGGGUCAAUCUCUUUUUGUCUUGUUUCGUUUAUUGGCGGUGUUUGUUCAUGGUCAGAAAUGAGUGGAGUGGAGAUGAAAGGAAAAUGGUGUUCUCUAUGUUUUUUUUUUUUUUUUUUUGGUCUUGUCUAAUAUUAUAUUAUUAGUUUGGUUAGCAACUAGGUGAUCAAGCAGUGUGACUCCAGGACAAAUAUGAUUGUGGUCUAAUAUUGCAAAAUGAGUGAAAAAAAAGGGUUCUCAACAAUGGAAGAGGGGACCCAUGGUGGGAUCCUUUGAUAUGUAAAGGUCAUUUAUGAUAUAAUGUGGUGUCAAGGCUUAUAUAAUUAUUAUACGAUUUACUAUUCAUUACCAAUUUCCCCA
Morus notabilis is the source of this 1701-nucleotide messenger RNA. Its product is annotated as bZIP transcription factor 44. NCBI's taxonomy places the organism in Eukaryota, Viridiplantae, Streptophyta, Magnoliopsida, Rosales, Moraceae. Gene Ontology annotation, cellular component: nucleus. The transcript has a single exon. The record is from RefSeq and is a predicted model, not a curated record. Gene Ontology annotation, biological process: positive regulation of DNA-templated transcription. Gene Ontology annotation, molecular function: transcription cis-regulatory region binding; DNA-binding transcription factor activity. The coding region runs from base 787 to 1263 and encodes 158 amino acids.